Molecule: messenger RNA, 561 nt
Organism: Seminavis robusta
Lineage: Eukaryota; Bacillariophyta; Bacillariophyceae; Naviculales; Naviculaceae
Source: the annotation of a GenBank genome assembly
CACAACCAAAGCAGUGGUAUUGGUGGUGGUGCCACGGGUGGCCCUGGUGGCUUUGGAGGAGGCUCUCCUGGUGGAAUGGCUGGCCAACGCCCUGGUGGAAUGAGCAAGCCAGGUGGCAUUGGAGGUGCUGCCGGAGGGCUCGGUGGCUUUGGAGGAGGCUCUCCUGGUGGAAUGGCUGGCCAAGGUCCUGGUGGGCCAGGUGGCAUCGGUGGUGGUGCAGGAGGGCCUGGUGGCUUUGGAGGAAGCUCUCCUGGUGGAAUGCCUGGUCAAGGUCCGGGUGGAAUGAGCAAGCCAGGUGGCAUUGGUGGUGGUGCAGGUGGGCCUGGUGGCUUUGGAGGCAGCUGUCCUGGUGGAAUGCCUGGUCAAGGUCCUGGUGGAAUGAGCAAGCCAGGUGGCAUUGGAGGUGGUGCCACAGGUGUGCCCUGGUGGCUUUUGGAGGAUGUGCUCUCCUGGUGGAAUUGGUCUGGCCACGCCCUGGUGAAUGAUGCACGCUCAGUGUGCAUUGGAGGUUGCUUACCGGUAGGACCAUUGGUUGCUCGGGAUGGUGGCCCGGUGGAAUGA